This is a messenger RNA of Nematostella vectensis (starlet sea anemone), 2552 nucleotides long. RefSeq lists its product as uncharacterized. Gene Ontology annotation, molecular function: protein binding. The transcript has a single exon. The coding region runs from base 133 to 1716 and encodes 527 amino acids. Lineage: Eukaryota; Metazoa; Cnidaria; Anthozoa; Actiniaria; Edwardsiidae. The record is from RefSeq and is a predicted model, not a curated record.
UAGGAGCAGCAUCAUCCAGUGCAGCCAACCGAUUAGUCUGUCACAACAAACAAUAAAUAUCCGUGCAGGUAUUACCUGAGCUCAUUCUGGGCAAGCUCGCUUUUUUGAACGCAGUCUAAAUUCUUCUCUGGAAUGUAUUCAAAGCAAAGCAGUCCAAAGAAACGACCCGAAAAUUCUCCACCUGAAGGAGCAGAUCCAAAGAAUCGCAUUAAAACAAAUCCAGAGCCUGAGACACAUGAAGCGAUUUAUGAAGAAAUAUGGAAGGAAAUUUCGGAAGAACAUCCUCCGCCUUUACCUAAACGAGGUCCGAAGCUUAAACAGCGUUCAAAGACUUUAGACCACAUAGAAAUUCAGCAAGGUUUCAAAACCUUCACCAUUGAGGAUACGAUUAAACCUUCUUCGUUAAAACCUCCACAAUUACCAGAGAGAACCAAGCUACGAAAGCCGCGAUCAAAGACCCUGGAUUCUAUACCAGUCUACACAAACAGCAGUAUGGUGAACCUGCUUUACCCCAAAGCCGAGUCCCCAAGUGCUGAAAACAGCGGUACACGUAAAGGAAUAGUUCUUGAGCCGAUGCAGCCUGUAUUUCCGGGUGAGAGCGCCGCCAUACGACUACUACCCCCAAGGCAUUGGCAGACUUCUGAGGACAGUGUCACUGACGAAACUUUGCUUGAAGAUGAGUAUCAGGCGAUGGCCAGUAUUUUUGAAAGUCUAGACGACACCUUAAAAUCCAAAAUCCAAAGUUGCAGUCAUUCAAAGGAAUCCAUGUAUGAGAAUAUGAGAGAUAUUUUCCAACACAAACCAGGAGGGGUUGUUCAAGAGCAUUUUGGAUCUUUGAACGUCGGUGAAGGUCUAUUAGAUGACGACACAAGUACAGAAUACCUUUCCAUGAAUAUGACAGGUUCCACAGAAGCAGCUGGGACUGGGAAACAUCUAGGUAGCCCUUCUGCGCGAGCUGAUAAAAUAAACGAUCAGCAAAGCUUUUCGUCGUCAGGUCGUUAUACUAGCAAACGUUGCGUGGACAGCAAGCUAGCAGACCAGAAAAAGAAAGAUUUUGCACCGCCAUUGCCACCUAGAGGGCAAAGACCAGCCAGCCUUAGUGAAGCGCCCGUAGGGAGUAGCGCAGCGAGUCCAAAUCUACAUGUAAUGCGUCGCCGCUCGCUAAAUUAUAUCGGUGAAAGACCUAAGGAAUUGGAAUCAUUUAUACAUUACAAAAGAGAAACGAGAAGCCAUCAGUAUUAUGAUUCUGAAAAACGCGGCCAUCCAAUGUUGGUGGAAAGUCUAUCUCUAGGAGAAUACGAGGGUAAAAUGUAUGGGACUGUUGUACGUCCAUUUGGCGUAAAAGCAGACAAGAUAAACGAUGUGUCACAGUUCCUUAUGAUGGACCAUAGAUAUGGAAAUGGAAAUGGAAAGAGCGAACAAAGAUACUCUCUUUCAUCUGACCAUACGAAUCACAGUCUCACAAGAAAACUGUCUCCUUCUAUGAAAGACUGGAGUAUUGAUGACGUCUCCGAGUUCUUGCGAUCCAUUAAACUCGAUAAGUACGUGGAGGUAUUCAGAGAAAACCAAAUAGACGGGAUGCUGCUCUCCGAUAUGGAUGAGACGUUUUUGAAAGACGUUUUCAAAGUAGAGAACAAACUUGCAAUUUUGAAAUUGAAAAAGGCAAUUAAUGAUGGCUGGAUACCAAAAUAUAUAUGUGUGAACAAGUUGUUUUGAUUCGAAUAGCUGGUCUGAACUUGGUCUGACAGACAGCAAAAGGGUCGAGAUUCGGUUUCUCUAAUGAUAAGCAAACAUUUUUAGCUUACAGGGCGGUCGGAACAUGUUUCAAAGACCAAUAUUGCCUGAUAAUGAGGAAUAUCGAAUAGCAUAUUUUUAUAGAGUGACAUAUGUUAUCAACUAACAAAUAAGCAGUUAUUUUCUUUUUAUGCUUGGAUGUAGUUAAAGAACGAUCAAAUUCCAAUUGUAUCAAUUGAUUUAUAUUCAAAAACUGCUCGUUCAUAAUGGACGCUGAUUAAAUGCAUAUUAUCAACUAACAAAGGAACACUUAUUUUACUGAAUAUUUUUUUCUUUUUCUGAAAAGAGCGAUCAAAUGCCAAUUUUAUCGAUUGAUAUAUUGGAAAACUGUUGCAUAUUAAGUAAACGUUGUCUUUUUGGGGUCUGGUACAAAGGAGUCUUAGUUCCUUUUCAGAGACUUUCAUCAUUGACUAAAGAUGGUUACAGUCACUGUUUUUCUCUUCUGAUUACAAGUCAUAAAGUUUACGUUCGGCAACUUAAAGAAUGGCAAGAGUAAUGCAGUUUUUCCAAAUCAGGAAUACAUAAGUUUCCUUAUAUGGAAGUGACUGCGUUUGGAAAAAACGUAGGUUUUCUUUAUAUGAAACAGACGUAAAUUAAAUCGAUUAUAAACAGUAGACAAAGAACAGGACGAACAUACUUGCGAUGCGUGAUUGUUUCUCAUGCCGAUAUGCACCAAGUGAAGUCGGGGGCACUGCGGUGAGACAUGUCAUCAGUUUCACACCGUUGGUCUUUGUCUAUUAAAGGUUUUAUUGUUUUGA